Messenger RNA from Aspergillus thermomutatus, 3591 nucleotides. RefSeq names its product putative checkpoint protein kinase (SldA). Gene Ontology annotation, molecular function: ATP binding; protein kinase activity. Gene Ontology annotation, biological process: mitotic spindle assembly checkpoint signaling; meiotic sister chromatid cohesion, centromeric; protein phosphorylation. NCBI's taxonomy places the organism in Eukaryota, Fungi, Ascomycota, Eurotiomycetes, Eurotiales, Aspergillaceae. The transcript has 4 exons. The coding region runs from base 1 to 3591 and encodes 1196 amino acids. The record is from RefSeq and is a predicted model, not a curated record.
AUGGCGGCCUCCGAGGACCUCAUCAAUUUUGAUAUCAUCGAGAAUCAGAAGGAAAACAUUCAGUCAUUACCAGGGGGACGCUCAGCCAAGGAGCUCGCUCGCAUCUUCUCCCCCAGAGACCCUAGUGACAAAUUCGCGUCUCCAUCACCAAACGAAACCAGGACCCUCAAUGAUGCCAUUCGGCAGGAGUACGAAGCAGAACUGCAGGCUAUUGAUGACUCAGACGACCCGCUAGAUGUAUAUGACCGCUACGUGAAAUGGACACUAAACGCAUACCCCUCCGCACAAGCGACUGCCGAGUCCGGUCUUCUUCCUCUACUUGAACGCGCCGUCAAGACAUUCCUCUCAUCACCCCACUACAAGAACGAUCCUCGCUAUUUGCGGCUAUGGCUUCACUACAUUAGGCUCUUUUCAGACUCUCCGCGCGAGACUUUUGCGUUUCUGGCGCGUCACCAUAUCGGUGAAGGGCUAGCGCUUUUUUAUGAAGAGUUCGCCGCUUGGCUCGAAGGCGCGGGACGCUGGACGCAAGCCGAGGAGGUGUAUAGACUGGGAGUCGACCGUGAAGCUCGACCAACUGAACGAUUGAUCCGCAAAUACAGCGAGUUCCAGAAGCGCUACGAGCAGCGCACACAGGACAAUGGACCAUCGUCACCCGCUUUACCAGCGGUGCGGCCCGCACUGGCUGCCAAGGUAGAUCCGUUUUCUCUGUCUGCAGCCCCGGCUGCCGAUCCGCAAGCUCAACGCCCCGCUCCUGCCGCUGCGGCUGCCCCGCGGACGAAGUCUGGGAAGCCCAAGAUGGCUAUCUUUUCGGACGUCGACUCGGCAGCAAGCCAGCCCGCUGUAUCAGGACAGACCAAGGGAUGGGAUAGCAUUGGGUCGAUACAAGAGAGACGCAAGGAGAACAGUGUGGAGGCGAAGCCGUGGGCCGGAGAGACCUUGAAGGCAGGAAAGAAGCCUGCUCCAAAGGAGAAGAUGACGAUCUUCAGGGAUGAGAUCCACCUGUCGCAGAAGCAAUGCAAGCAAAACAAGUUCCAGAUCAUCAUGAAUCCGGCCAAAGAGAUCAGUUUCGAAGAACUUCGGGCCAUGCAUCGCGGAUGGAUGAAUAAAGACUGGCGCUCACACAAAGCACCUCUCAAGCAGAUAUCCGGCAAUGUCGCUGGUUCAGAGUCACAGGUGGAGGAUGUGAUUGAGCAAAGUCUGGAUCAUGAGUUGCCAGAGCAAUUUAGUCAAAAAUUGAAAGUGAAAGAUCCAGGGACACAAAGGGCCGUUGAAGAUGGAUUGAAUGAGAGCAAAGCUGGCAAAGCACGGAAAAUGAAACUACGCGAAGUCAAAGGCGAGACACAAACAAUCAAAAUGAAGUUCGACUCUCCGACAGGAAGCAAGAUUCGGCGCAAGAGCACGGCUGAGCCGACAAUGACAAUCCAUACUCGCGCUGCUACUGAUGAGAUUUACAGCAUCUUCAAUCAGCCACUCAAGGCAGAGACCGAGAAUGUAGCAGAUAGUAGUGACUUCGAAGAUGACGACUACACGAGUGCUGGUGAGAGUGCUGGUGAGAGCACAUGCACUGGUCGCAUCUCGGUCAACUCCAGUGACUUUGGCGAUGACGAGACCACUACCUUCCACAGAUCUGAUGAUGAAGCCGAGGAGGAGGACUUUGAAGACCAGACACAGGCUGAAAGUGUUGUUGACGGUGAAUGGACUCAAUUCUCCACUAAAGAGGACCUGAUCCCAGCGCAUUCACUGGGAGUGGAUCCCAUCUCACCCCAUGAAAACACAAUGGGCGCUGAAGAGACGACCCAGAGAGAAAGGUUUGUGCCCGAGAUGCCAGAGGACUAUAAUCCACCUUAUGGUCCGUAUCGAGAUCCUGCAGUAGUCGCGCAAAAUCGUCUACCUUUUAUGACACCGAUCGUGGAGCAAACCGAGCACUCUUUUCCUUCGAUGACAGCAGCUCGAAACAAUCUGUACAACACCAAAACGCCAUCCAAACCGCAGAUGGGAAACCUCUUUACAACUCCGCUGAUCGGUGCAACACCACAGCAAACAGAGAAUCUCACUGGAUUCCCUGAAGAUGUUGCGAUGAGUCCUACGGCGAAGAAAGCACGAUCCAGCCUUAAGAUACUAUCACCCUUGAAGGAACAACACCAGCAUCGGGUCAUUAUCAAUGAUGCCCAGUGUAAUCCCACAGACAAGAGCAUUCGCAACACCAUUCUUCAGGCCGUGGAUCCGCCGCUUGCAUCCUACCCUGGCUACCAUGGUCACCCUGAAGUGGAAAGCCACUAUGCGCCUGCGAUCCAGAAGUUUGUCAAAACACAUGUCAAGCGUCCUCGAAGCGGUGACGAGGCAUCAUUCGAUGUUCCAAUUCUCGAACUACCCGGAGCGCAAAGAUGUUAUAUCAUCAGACGAGAGCUUGGAGCCGGAGCCUAUGCGCCAGUGUACCUUGCGGAGAGCGUCGAUAGCCUCGAGACCUGCCCGUCCUCCGAUUCGGAAACCGAACCCGCAGACGAUGACAGUCGAGGUUCCCAACUCACGAACGGAAGAAAAGCGAUAGCCCGCAGUAACUCUCGUUAUGGCUUCGAGGCGAUUAAACUGGAAGUCGGGCCUCCGAACGCAUGGGAAUUCUACAUGAUUCGGAUCGCUCACGAACGUACAAGUCAAUUACCAGAGCUAUCCCGUGCGACUGACAGUAUCAUCCGAGCCCACGAGCUCCACGUCUACAAAGGGGAAAGCAUUCUCGUGGAAGAUUACCGCGGGCAGGGAACACUCUUGGAUCUGGUCAACCUGAUCCGCAACGAGUCAAUCACAGCCAAUGGCACUGGAGAAGGUGGUCUGGACGAGGUUCUCGCCAUGUUCUUCACUGUGGAACUAUUCCGGACCGUCGAGGCCCUCCAUUCGUGCGGCAUCCUGCACGGCGACAUCAAAGCCGACAACUGUCUCAUCCGCUUCGACGAUAAGCCCACAGCACCCUCUCUCAUGGACGUGGAAGAAGAGAUCGCCGAGCCCCGCGAGAUCCACUACUCCCCCCGUGGUCUGUGCGGCUGGCGCAACAAAGGCCUGUCGCUCAUCGAUUUCGGUCGCGGUAUAGACAUGCGAGCUUUCCAGCCUUCUGUCCAGUUUAUCGCCGACUGGGAGACGGGCGAACACGAAUGCAAUGAGAUCCGCGAGCUGCGGCCCUGGACGCACCAGAUCGAUCUGUACGGCCUUGCGGGGACCGUGCACGUCAUGCUCUUCGGGAAAUACAUCGAGUCGACUCCGGUCCGGAAAAGCGAAGGCGGCUCGGCGUCCGUGCGGACCUACCGCAUCCGCGAGUCGCUGAAACGGUACUGGGACCGCGAGAUCUGGACCGACGUUUUCGACCUGUUACUCAACCCCUGCACCGAGCGCUGGGCGCGCAUGGAACUCGACGCCGCGGGCCCGGAUCUCGUCAACGCUGAGAACCAGCCGAUCCUCCCUGUCACUCAUUCCAUGCGCCAUGUGCGGGAGAAGAUGGAGGCUUGGCUGCUCGCUAACGCAGAGAAGAAAGGUCUUGGUCUGCAGAUCCGGAAGCUAGAGGCUGUCUUUGCGGAGAAGAAGAAGAGAUUGGAGCGGAGCUAA